AUCACCUGCCCUUCCUAUCCUUGUGAGAAUGGGGGAUGCCGGUUUUCAUUCAUGCUCUCACCGGCAAACCAGAGAAGUGUAUUCUAGAGCUUUCUGUAGGGUAGGGAGAAAUCCAAGUUAGAAGUCAGCCUCUUAUAUUCAAUUUUGAAUUUAUCUGAGUGGUUGAUUUCUGAUGCCAUUCAGCCAUGGAGCAUUUGGAUCGAAAUUCUCGAGUAUGAAUGAAAGCUAGGAACAAAAAUAAAAAAGAAGAGAAACAAAGGGGAGAAGAAAAAAGACAAAGAGAAAGAGAAAAGAUUCGACACUGCUUGUUAGAAAACCUCAGGUCUGUCGGCAAGCUCAUCAACCUUGGCAUUUUCACCCCAUCCCACAAUGGGAUGAAUACUCACGUAUCUAGACGAUCAACUAUUCAGUACAACUUAUUUGCAUAAGCAGACAUGGCUGUUCAGCGACCAGACAGCGGAUACAGUUGGGUCAUCGUGUUAUGUUGUGCCUUCAUACAUUUUGCGAUGUUUGGCCUCUUCAGGUCUGGUGGCGUCAUGUAUGUGGCCAUACUCCAAAAUUAUGACGUCAGUAGAGAAGAAGCGUCCUGGCCCUUCGCCCUAUGUGCAGCUGUUUUUCAGCUUGUGGGUCCUGCUGUUAGUGUUAUAACGCACUACAUCUCCCAGAGGAAAGCUUGUUUACUGGGCUGCGCCAUAGCAACAGUUGGAAUAGCAGCUUGCUAUUUUGCAGACAGCGUAGUGUGGAUAAUGGUGUUUUAUGGCGUUAUACAUGGCCUGGGAUUUGGAUUAGUUGUCACUCUGGUUCCAGUAACUCUCAAUCAAUACUUCGUGAAACACCGAGCCACUGCCAUCGGCAUAGCCUUCUCCGGAGGAACCCUGAGCUCUCUGGUUUUUCCAGCUGUAAUGGAAUGGAUGCUGGAAAAGUAUUCACUAAAUGAAAGCUUCCUACUUCUGAGUGGAGUGGUUAUGAACACAUUGGUUGCAUCGUGCUUUUUGAGGGCUCCGCCAUGGAUGGAAAAAGCUAAAGAAACAAAAGUCAAACUUUUAGAAGAGGGUUCUGAUGCCAAAGAUUCCGGGGUAUCUACUUCUGAUGAUAACCCAACCGAAUCAAAAGAAGCAGCAAUUCCUCCCAUCUAUAAAAUCAUUACGGACAAGAAUUCAGAAAAUAAACGAUCCUCACUUGAGAAAGAUAAUGCAAUAACAGAACAAUCCAAUAAUGUAAAUGAGUCGCUGCAAGACCUUUCUUCUUCUCUAACUGUAGAUAAGUCAAGUGAUAACACAAAUUCAGACACACUGUAUAGUAAUAAUGAUAGUGUCCUAUUUGAUGGCUCAGAUGCAAAAAUUGAGUCAGAUAAAAGCCACGCAACUUGUGACAGUGACUUUAUUAAAAAUGAUCCAGAGGUUAAGAAACCUCUUAUGAGCAAUGAUCAAAUAAAUAUUGCACCUAAGAAAAAUAAAGAAUCGGAUGAAGUCGAUACGCCAAGGAGCAGAGCUUUUCAUUCCAUUUCGAGCAUUCUGAAACAACCUAUGUUUCAUCUCAUCACUUUUACCAUGUGUAUUUAUUUCCUAGGCGUUCAUUCAUUUUUUAUGGUCAUAGUAGACUUUGCAAAAGAUAAAGGAAUUCCUGAAAACAAAGGAAUAUAUAUUAUAUCCGUAUUUUCAAUAACCGAUUUCUUUGGAAGAGCUUGUCUAGGUUGGGUCACAGAUCGAAACUACAUAAGUAGAAAAACCAUGGUUGCUCUCAAUCUUGCUGUAUUAGGUGUAUUAUACCAGAUUUACCCCUUAAUAUACUCUCUGCCAGUAAUUCUAGCAGUAUCUGCUAUUAAUGGUUUGGCUGUUGGAUCUUCCAUUACAUUAUUUUUCGUUCUGCAAGCGGAAUGCUUGGGAAUGAAGAGACUAACGCUGGUCAUAGGUUUGACUAGUUUCAUAAACGGAACCCUCAGUUUACUAAGGCCAGGAAUUAUUGGUUUAUUCCGCGAUAUUAUUGGAUCAUAUAACUGGAUGUUUCAUUUCGUUGGCAUCAUUUCCAUAUUAUUUUCAGUGAUAUGGGUUGUAGAAUCUUGGAGGACCAAAGAACAAAGUGCUAAUCGUGUACAGGAUAAAAAUGCAUGUGAUAUUAAAGAUGGCUGUUGAUUUGUUUAA
Argiope bruennichi is the source of this 2141-nucleotide messenger RNA. RefSeq names its product monocarboxylate transporter 9-like. The transcript has 5 exons. The record is from RefSeq and is a predicted model, not a curated record. The coding region runs from base 435 to 2132 and encodes 565 amino acids. NCBI's taxonomy places the organism in Eukaryota, Metazoa, Arthropoda, Arachnida, Araneae, Araneidae. Gene Ontology annotation, biological process: transmembrane transport. Gene Ontology annotation, molecular function: monocarboxylic acid transmembrane transporter activity.